GGUUAAAUCCACCACCCAUCUAUGACACACUGCCAGCUGAGAAGACUGAUCACAUUAACACCUCUGCUCUUCUCACUCGUAGUCAGGCAAAACUAUCCGCUUUACCAUAUCUGCACCAUUCUCUGAAACCAGGAAUGAAGACUUGGGAGUUUAAGUUAACACAAGAGUAGUAUGCUGGAAGUGGGAAAGUGGCCGGUGUUUGCCCUCCUCCCCCCUGAGGAACUGCGGCUCAUCCGCCAAGCCUGUGUGUUCGGUAGCGCUGCGAAUGAAGCUAUCUACGUUACCGUCAAUGAUGAGGUGUUUGCACUGGGGACGAACUGCAGUGGCUGCCUGGGGCUCGGGGACACCCAAAGCACCAUUGAGCCCAGACGGAUAGACAUCUUGUGUGGGAAAAAAAUUGUGUCUUUGAGCUACGGCACAGGGCCACAUGUGGUCAUUGCCACUGCAGAUGGAGAAGUUUAUGCCUGGGGUCACAACGGCUACAGUCAGCUGGGUAAUGGCACCACCAACCACGGCCUGACUCCUGCCUUGGUUUCCACCAACCUCAUCAGCAAGAGGGUGACAGAGGUGGCCUGUGGCUCUCAUCACACCAUAGCCCUCACCACAGAGGGAGAGGUUUAUGCUUGGGGAUACAACAACUCCGGUCAGGUGGGCUCUGGAUCCACGGCCAACCAGCCCACCCCACGCAGGGUCAGCAGCUGUCUGCAGAAUAAGGUGGUGGUCAACAUCGCCUGUGGACAGCUCUGUUCUAUGGCCGUUAUGGACAAUGGGGAGACUUAUGGCUGGGGUUAUAACUGCAAUGGGCAGCUUGGUUUGGGUAACAACGGCAACCAGCAAACCCCUUGCCGAAUCGCCGCCUUACAGGGAAUCAACGUUGUACAGGUGGCAUGUGGAUAUGCACACACACUGGCUCUUACAGACGAAGGAUUUGUUUACUCUUGGGGUGCAAACUCAUACGGGCAGCUGGGUACUGGCAACAAAAGCAACCAGGCUGUGCCCACCCUCAUCAACAUGGACAAGGAAAGAUUAGUUGAGGUUGCUGCGUGUCACACCAGUCACACAUCAGCGGCGAAAACACAGAGCGGUCAGGUGCUGAUGUGGGGUCAGUGUCGGGGUCAGGCCGUGGCCUACCCUCACCUCACACACUUCACCAGCACUGACGAUGUCUUCGCCUGCUUUGCCACACCGGCAGUCACCUGGCAUCUUCUGUCUGUGGAUGGAGAUGACUACUUGACUGUUGCCCAGUCGCUAAAGCGAGAGUUCGACAGCCCAGAAAUCUCUGACCUGAAGUUCCUGGUUGAUGGGAAGUGCAUUCAUGUGCACAAAGCCUUGCUUAAAAUCAGGUGCGAGCAUUUCCGAGCAUUGCUGAAUGAGACGGAUGAAGAGACCAUAGAGAUUCAUCAGUUUUCUUAUCUGGUAUAUCGUGCAUUCCUGGAGUACCUGUAUACUGAUACCAUCAACCUCCCACCUGAGGAUGCCAUUGGUCUGCUCGAUUUGGCCACGUACUACCGUGAGAGCCGUCUGAAAAGACUGUGUCAGGAGACAAUCAAGAGAGGCAUCUCAGAGGAGAACGCUAUAACACUGCUCUCAGCUGCUGUCAAGUACGAAGCUCGGGAUCUGGAAGAGUUCUGUUUCAAGUUUUGCGUUAACCACCUGACGGCUGUCACUCAAACGCAGGCCUUCGCCGACAUGGACCACGAUCUGCUGAAGAACUUCAUUAGCAAAGCCAGCCGCUACGGAGCAUUCAAGAACUAACAGAAAUAUAUUGGCUAAGGAGGAAUUUUGCUUUGGCUCUGCUACAUCCAGAGAAGUUAUAGCUCCGAUUUGGAAAGAGAGGAGACAAACUUAUGUGGUUUGACUGUAAAGAAGUGGUAAAAGCCACAGCACUGGUUGUCUUCUGGGUCCCAGUGCCUUUAAAUUACAUCCCCAUCUGAAGCCCUAUGUAAAUGGAAGAAUUAAAGAUUGGAUUCAAAGGGACCAGACCAGUCUCAAAAGAUUGUAUUGAAAUAGAGUAGCUAAACGAAAAGUGCUUCAUGAGCAAGGGGUUCAUCUGUGCGUAAGCAAAAGGGAAGAUCAUCUCAUGUAGGAGAUGGUUGAUGGGAGAAAGAGUUGCUUUCUGUCACUGAAUUGUUGUUUUGGAUCAAGAUCACAAUAAUUUGUAAUAUAUUUCCAGUCGUUAAAUAUAUAAUGGAUUGGAAAGUUACAGUCAGCCAAACAAGUUUUCCAUCUCAAAUCCAUCUAUCAUUAUCAUGAUGGCCUUUAUAAAGCAGGCCAACAGUCGUACCUUCUGAGGGAGGUCACCUGUGUCAUAGGAUAUCAUGUUUUUUACUUCCUGACAUUAGAAGAAACUUAACACAAUAAUAUGUCAUUAGAGUAGUAAAGCAUUAUUUUUAAAUGUAGCAUUAAGUGGGUCCAAUUUAAUUUACUGAUCCAACUAAUGUAACAUGUUUUUGUUUAGUUUUUUUUUUACUGACAGUAAUGUUACUUUUGAUAUGUUUGCACUGUUUCUGUGUAAUUAUUCUGAAUAUGUCAGAAGGGUCAACAUCUGUGAUUUUCUCAAGUCAUCUUGAGCUCUAACACAAGUGUCAGGGUGAAAUCUCUCAAAAACUGUGAAGAACUGUUCAGGCCAUAUUUCAGCCCCCCAAAAAAAGGAAAUUAUAUUUUGCUUAAGAAAAGCCUGAUUGUUGGAUGUUUAAACUUUUAUAUCUAUAUAACACAUCAAAGUAUAAAUUUUAUUUUAGCAAGGUGUUAUUAAUGUUUUUUUGUUUUGUUUUUUGGACUGAAGUAUGAGUCAGAUAUUUCUUCAUGACUUUUACAGGUUGUGCAGUUGGGAAAUAGUGCUGUAUGGUGGUGUUGCCCAUAUUACCCAUAAACUAACCAUGUGCCCAUAUUAUGUCAUUCAUUAAUUUUCAACCAACCAAACUAGUCUUGAAAAAGCACUUGAAACAGCAAUCAUAUAAAGGUAUAUAAUUCAAGUGUUUACAGUAGGUUUAGAGGUGUUAAACACAACCUGACACAAUCAGAGAGAGCUUUCACUCUCUCUCACACGUCACAAUGUCUUCUUGAUUCUUGAUAGUCAGUUGUUACAGUCUGUUUAUACUUGUUUAUACAGUCAGGGGUUUCUGUUGGGUUGUAGAUAUUUCUACAUGAUUUCAUUCUUUUGUAACUCCAUAAAUGAGGGUCAGGACUGCGAAACCCUGCCCGAUUGCCAAGUUAGGGUUGUUAAUUAUUCCCCAGUGGUCAUGUAAUUAAUGGGGACAUAAAUAAUUUGACACUUGAAUAAUCUGUUUUAAGAUGAUACCAAACUUACUGUUUUCAUUUAAGCAAGUGUCAUACGGGACUUUUAAUAUUAAAAUAAAUAUCCUAUAUUAUAA
Carassius gibelio (silver crucian carp) is the source of this 3374-nucleotide messenger RNA. RefSeq names its product RCC1 and BTB domain-containing protein 2-like. Bases 172 to 1755 code for a protein of 527 amino acids. The transcript is spliced from 12 exons. The record is from RefSeq and is a predicted model, not a curated record. Lineage: Eukaryota; Metazoa; Chordata; Actinopteri; Cypriniformes; Cyprinidae. Gene Ontology annotation, molecular function: protein binding.